AUGGCGGACACGAUGCUGUUGAGACACGAUGCUACGGCUGCACGUUACGAUGACGACGUGCCCAACGCUGAACCGUGCUUUGCAAUCCCAGAGACCGAGGGAGAGAACACCGAGGGAAAGCUUGGGCUUGUCGGCUAUCGGAGUUUUGGGCGCAGCAGCUCAGCUGGUGCAGCGUUAAACGACACAGGGACAGGAGGUCGAAUGCAACAAAACAAGGUUUUUGGUGGACUGUAUGACGUCCUUGUCACAGCGGAGUGA
Pseudozyma hubeiensis SY62 is the source of this 258-nucleotide messenger RNA. Its product is annotated as protein phosphatase 2c. The coding region runs from base 1 to 258 and encodes 85 amino acids. The transcript has 2 exons. The record is from RefSeq and is a predicted model, not a curated record. Lineage: Eukaryota; Fungi; Basidiomycota; Ustilaginomycetes; Ustilaginales; Ustilaginaceae.